UGUUUUUUGGUAAUAUAUAUAGAUAAUGGAUGUCAUGGAUAAAGCAAAAUCACUUGGUGAAGUUUUUAAAAAAGUCUUUUCAUCUGAGCAUCCGAUAAAAAACCUCAUACUAAUCGUUGGAAUUUAUUUGCGAGAAUGUGGUUAAAUAACAUUCACCAGCUACAGUAACUAACAUUAUCUUAAGGAAAAUUUGAUUUUUUUUUUUUUUUUUGGUCGGAUUUGAUUUUUUUGAUUUUCAAGCUAAACAACAUACAAUAUCUCAAAGUCAAAAGUCAAUGAAUGUAGCAAAUCUUAGUCUGUAUGAAGGCCCAAAUAAUUGGGCCAUUAUAUGCAACCAGUUUACCUCAUUAACAAGCCCAUAUGAAAUUAGGGUUCCUAUAUUUUACUGGUCAAUAAUACACUUCUCUAUAAAAACCCUAACACUUCUGGUCAUAUAACAACCGCCUAAACCCUAGUUUUUUCCGCCACACUCUUCCGCCAUUAUUUUUGUUACUUGGAGCUAGCUAGCUAAAAAAUAUGGGAAGCGAUACCGAAGCAGAGAAGUCGAUUCAAAAGGAGAAGAAGAAGUACGCUAUUACUCUUGCUCCUAUCGCUAAACCUCUCGCCGGCAAAAAACUCCAGAAGAGAACUUUCAAACUCAUUCAAAAAGCUGCUGGGAAGAAAUGUUUGAAGAGAGGAGUUAAAGAAGUGGUUAAGAGCAUAAGACGAGGCCAGAAAGGAUUAUGUGUAAUAGCUGGAAACAUUUCACCUAUUGAUGUUAUUACUCAUCUUCCAAUCUUGUGUGAGGAGGCUGGUGUUCCUUAUGUAUACGUUCCUUCAAAAGAAGAUCUUGCGCAAGCAGGGGCAACGAAACGACCAACAUGUUGUGUCUUGGUAAUGCUUAAACCUGCGAAAGGAGAUUUAACUGCAGAAGAACUUGCAAAGUUAAAGACAGACUACGAACAAGUCUCUGACGAUAUUAAGGAGCUAGCAACUUCUGUAAUCUGAUUAGAAACUAGAAUGGGUGUUCCUCUUGUGCUUUUGAUGGUUAAUGAAUAUCAUCAUAUUUACGGCAUCGGAUAUUACUUUGGACUAUUUAAGGUUUUUGAUAUUGUAGCGCUAAUCGAUUGUAAAAGUUUGAAUCAUGAAUCCUAUGGUUUCAUCUGGUUAGUGCUCUCUUUAUGGCGUUUUUUUAAAUCUCCUCCUUACGUGUUUAGUCAUUGUCUCCUUACGUGGUCAGUACUUAGUCAUGUCUUCGUGCUAUCGA
This is a messenger RNA of Arabidopsis thaliana (thale cress), 1246 nucleotides long. RefSeq names its product Ribosomal protein L7Ae/L30e/S12e/Gadd45 family protein. Lineage: Eukaryota; Viridiplantae; Streptophyta; Magnoliopsida; Brassicales; Brassicaceae. The record is from RefSeq and is marked reviewed. The transcript has 4 exons. Gene Ontology annotation, molecular function: RNA binding. The coding region runs from base 517 to 987 and encodes 156 amino acids. Gene Ontology annotation, cellular component: nucleolus.